GCCACCAGCACGUGCAAAACACGGUUAUGUCUCACGUUUUCUAUGACCACUUAGCCCAGCCCCUGGCCUCCACUGCUCCUCUCAGAUACGGCCUGGACGUCACAUUCAGAGCUCUGCAGUUUCACAGGCAACAUCCAUUCCACGAGGGAGCAGGGAAAACAUUUUACAGGCAGGAUGGUGGCAGGAGACAUUCAGAGACUACCCGGGGGCAAACACCACCUUCGGCGGCUCUCCAAGACAGCUCAUCCGGACCAGAGAGCAUUACCUGGGGGCCGCAAGAAGCUUCAAGUCAUCAUUUGUGUUCUGCUGGUGGAGCUAUGUGAAAGAUUCACAUUUUUUGGCAUUGUGUGCAACAUGAUUCUUUUUUGCACUGUAAAGCUCGGCUACGACAACUACCUGGCUGCAACAGUGAACUUGUGCUUCAUAGGAGCCAGCACCCUCACCCCUGUGCUGGUUGGUUGGUUUGCCGAAACCUGCCUAGGAAGAACCAAGGUGCUCUACUUGUGCGCUUUUCUCCAUUUCUUUGGUACGGCCAUGCUACCUGUGGUAGCAUUCCCUUUUGAAGAUUUCUACAUUGACAUUCAUCAUAUGAGUCAUAAGUUAGAACCUCAAGAGCAGCAGGCCCUGUUCUACACCGGCCUCCUGGCUGCUGCGCUGGGCAUUGGCGGCAUCCGGGCUAUACUGUGUCCCUUGGGAGCAUACAAUUUGCAGAGCUACAAUCAAUACCAGCUACUGGGUUUCUUCAAUUGGUUCUACUGGUUGGUUAAUCUGAAUUCCACGGUUGUGUUUCUGGGUAUUGCUUACGUCCAGCAAUCUGUGGCCAAAAAUUUGGCUUUCUUAAUCCCUUUUACCUCUGCAUUGCUGGCACUCAUUGCCAUACACAUGAUGCGCAACAAACUCGCCUACAAACCCAAGAAAGGUGGCUCCUUACUGACCACGCUUGGAGUUUUCUUGAACUCUCUCAAGAUGUGCUGCCUUCACUAUCGCCACCUCAGUGGAGAUGUGCCAUCUUGGCUGGACCGGGCCAAGGAGAACAAUGGCGGCCGCUACAGUGAGACUCACGUAGAGAAUGUCAAAGUCUUGGCCAAGCUCUUCCCACUUUAUGGACUCCAACUGAUAUACAGAGCCUGUGUCACUCAGAUCCCCUCUGGAUAUUACUUACAGGCGAUGAAUUCCAACCUCCACCUGAGUGACGUCCUGUUACCCAUCGGCACUAUGAACGUGAUCAGCAUUUUACCUCUUCUCAUGUUAGCCCCCCUGAUCGAGUGUGUGAAUAGCUGCUCUCUCUCCAUGGCAAAAACUCCUCUGGCACCCACAAGAAUAAUUACUCUGGGACAUGCAUGUGCCGCUCUGUCCGUCCUGGUGGCAGGUUUAUGCGAGCUGCGCAGGAAGUCUUUCCCCCUGGUGGAGCAAACCCUCUCCGGGAAGGUUCUGCAAGUAUCAUCCAUGCCAUGUUUCCAGCUGGCACCACAAUAUAUCCUACUUGGACUAGCUGAGGCUUUGGUCAUUCCAGCGUGCUCCCUCAUCUCUUUCCAGCUGACCCCUGGGCACAUCAGAGGAAUCUCCCUACACUUCCUCACAUUGUCCUAUGGGGGAGGAUGCUUUGUAGGAGCCAUCUGCAUUCAGGUGGUGUACUUCAUGUCUGGAGGGUCCUUUUAUCCAAGCGUCCUGCAUGAUGGAAAUCUGGAGAGAUUCUUCUUCUUCAUGGCCAUGCUGAUGACGAUAAAUACUCUGUUGUAUUGGAGUAUAUCUCACAGGUACAUGGAUCUCAGCGUGCGGGGUAAGCCGUUGACAAUCAGCCCACUAACAGAGAAACUUCUUCAGUACAAAGCUUGCCUGCGGUACUAUGACACUAUGGACCGCUCGUACACAAACAUUUCCUGUGAAUCUGUCAUAUGA
Hippocampus zosterae (dwarf seahorse) is the source of this 1899-nucleotide messenger RNA. It is a transcript of the gene slc15a5, whose product is annotated as solute carrier family 15 member 5. The transcript is spliced from 9 exons. Bases 175 to 1899 code for a protein of 574 amino acids. Gene Ontology annotation, cellular component: membrane. Gene Ontology annotation, molecular function: transmembrane transporter activity. The record is from RefSeq and is a predicted model, not a curated record. Gene Ontology annotation, biological process: transmembrane transport. Lineage: Eukaryota; Metazoa; Chordata; Actinopteri; Syngnathiformes; Syngnathidae.